This is a messenger RNA of Phytomonas sp. Hart1, 1152 nucleotides long. The record is from the annotation of a GenBank genome assembly. NCBI's taxonomy places the organism in Eukaryota, Euglenozoa, Kinetoplastea, Trypanosomatida, Trypanosomatidae.
GGUACAUCUGGCGUUAUCCAUAUUUUAGGGUUUGCUUUAUAGAACAUUCGGAUAAAUUAUAAAGAAAUUAAAAAGGAGAAUCGAAAAGGGGAAAUGUCGGACACGUCUAAUUCCACUUGUGCUUCGCCUUCUGAAAAAAUGCCGGAUACCAGCAUUAUGCUAACCGCGGAGCUCAAAGUUCAUAUUGAGCGUUGUGAACGCCUCAUAAGACAAGAAGCUUUGUUAGAGCGUCUUCCUGAUAAGGGUGCUGGGGUUAAACAUCGCUAUAAUGCAUACCUAGCAGAGAUGGAAAUACGUGAAAAUCUGCAGAAAAAACAAGAAUUUCAAAGCGGUAAUAUAAAUGAGGAAAAAGAGUAUAAUAAAGCUCCGGUGGGAGUAUCUCUUGAAAAUGAUAAGGCUCACUCUCCUAAAGUGAGUAAUGAAAAGGACAUGAUGCGCAUGGAGACAAAUUACGCUACGCAUCUUCGUAUUAUUGAAGAAAAAUACAACGACGUUAGAAUUCCUGUCGAGAAAAUUGUGCGUAGGAUGUACGAAGGAUCCUUGAAAGAGGCAGAAAUUCAGCGGAUUUUGAAUGACAUGCCGCCGAAAUACUUUUUAACGCAUAGGGAGACGUGUGAGAGGGCAAGAGAGAUGGCAAAACGGACGCGAGAGAAAGAAUUACAAAGACUUAAGCAGCAGUCAUCAUUUUAAACAGUAAAAUAGUAAGUUUAACUAUACCUAUAUAUAUAUAGUAGGAUGAGAUACACAGAGGAUAUGUUUUACCCUUCUAGCUCAUAGGGAGAUUGUACUUCUCAGCUUUUCAGUAGGCAAAAAAAAGGAUAGAGAACGAUAAAUAAGCACCGCAUUUGGAUGAUUGUGCUAUAAUCGUUUCUCUAAUGAUGCUUCUAAGCUUUUUAAGCACAGAGUUUAAGAAAAUUGAAAAAGAGCGGGUCAUUUGCGUGAUUUCGCACUUGGCAUUUGCAAUUCAACACAUGCAAUAGGUUGCUGCUAGUGAGUCUAACAUAUUUUUUAACAGGCCCGAAAUCUCAUUCCAUGUAGUCAUCACCCUAUUUAACCAUAGUCUGAAGUGUAAAUUAUAAUAUCCAAUCUUUUUUUUCUAUUUGUCGUUGUUUCGAAAUUGAACGAUGUGGAGAAGGAAUAAGGAAGCGAUAA